Epinephelus moara (kelp grouper) is the source of this 10466-nucleotide messenger RNA. It is a transcript of the gene mast4, whose product is annotated as microtubule associated serine/threonine kinase family member 4. NCBI's taxonomy places the organism in Eukaryota, Metazoa, Chordata, Actinopteri, Perciformes, Serranidae. The transcript is spliced from 30 exons. The coding region runs from base 320 to 7801 and encodes 2493 amino acids. Gene Ontology annotation, molecular function: protein binding; magnesium ion binding; ATP binding. The record is from RefSeq and is a predicted model, not a curated record. Gene Ontology annotation, biological process: peptidyl-serine phosphorylation; intracellular signal transduction.
CUCACGCUGCCUGGGGAGUAAGGCGCCACAAAAUCCAAACAGAGGCAACUUUUAACUCAAGUGGAGACCUCAGCCUGGCGUCCACACUGAUAUGAGACAGGGUCGAUAAGUAUUUUAGUAUCACAGACUUUCCACGACGUCGUGACUUUGUUUUUACUCCGUCAAAAAAGUGGUAUCCUUUUAUGGGCGCGCGACUGUUAAGGAAAAUGAACUCAGUGGACAGGUGCGUUGACAAGUCAAUUAAAAGGUACGCUUUCUUUUGACGUCGCUUCUUUAAAUUGGUGUCUUUGCUUUGAAAUUGGUGGUGUAAGCUGAUAAAAUGGAGAAAAAUUAUUUGGCUUGUGAAAGCGGCGAAAGUGAGUCGUCGUCCGGUUCUACCACCUUGUCCGAGGGAGAGGAAGAAAUGACGCCUGCCCGCUUACUGGACAUCAAAGUUUCUGGAGAUGGAGAUGAUGAACACAACUCGGACUGUGAAAGUGUCAACGAAGUAGAGGACGACAAGGACACACCGAGGGAUGAAGGAAGUGAGGAAGACGAAGACGAAAAGUUGGACAACAUCCUUUACCCUCCCUCAACGUACCUCAGGAAGUCCAGUAACCCAGAGUUGAGUCAUGGAUUAAGUCCUGCCCUCAAAUUUAAGCGACACCUCAGUGAGGAUGGAAAACACAUUCGGAGACGGAGCCUCGGGGGUGGUCUCACAGGAAAGUACCUUCUGCUACCCACCAACCCCCAGCAGGCACAGGCAGCAUUGCAGCCGUCAUCUGAGAUCUCUAACCUGGUCCGUAUGUGUUCCCUGAACCUUGGAAAGUCGGACCCCUCCCUCACCUCAAGCCUGAAAGAGCUGAGUCUUCCUAGAAGAGGCAGUUUCUGCAGAACGAGCAACAGAAAAAGCCUGAUAGGAAGCGGUCAGUCUUCAGGUUUACCCCGACCUCAUUCUCCCCUCUCAUCUCUAACAGGAACAAGCCCACAAGACAGUCCUAGAAAUUUCUCUCCCAGUGCCUCUGCUCAUUUCUCCUUUGCACGAAGUCAUUGCCACAGAGCAGACAGGACUGAUGGUCGCCGCUGGUCAUUGGCCUCCCUGCCGUCCUCUGGAUAUGGAACCAACACGCCCAGCUCCACUGUCUCUUCAUCCUGUUCAUCACAGGAGAAGCUGCACCAGCUGCCCUUCCAGCCUACGCCUGACGAACUGCACUUCCUCUCCAAGCACUUCUGCACUGAGAGCAUCUCCGGGGAUGAAUGCCGCAGAGCUACAACCAUGCGACCCCGCUCACGAAGUCUCAGCCCUGGAAGGUCUCCAUCAUGUUACGACCAUGAGAUUAUCAUGAUGAAUCACGUCUACAAGGAGCGGUUUCCAAGGGCUACAGCUCAGAUGGAGGAGAAGAUUCAGGACAUAAUCCGCAGCAACUCUCCAGAGAGCGUCCUCCCUUUGGCAGAUGGUGUGCUCGGCUUUGCCCACCACCAGAUAAUUGAACUGGCCCGUGACUGUCUAGAGAAGAGCCGGCUAGGACUCAUCACCUCCAGCUACUUCUGCGAGCUCACUGACAAGCUGGAGAGGCUUGUUCAGGAGUCCACAGAGAGAUCAGAAAGCGAGGAAGUAAACUUCAUCAGAGAGCUGGUGAAGAAGAUCCUCAUCAUCAUUGCCCGACCUGCUCGACUGCUGGAAUGUCUGGAGUUUGACCCAGAAGAAUUUUACCACCUUUUGGAGGCUGCUGAAGGACAUGCUAAAGAGGGCCAGGGCAUCAAAACAGACAUCCCCCGUUACAUCAUCAGCCAGCUGGGACUCACAAGAGAUCCUCUGGAAGAAAUCGCUCAGCUGACCAGCUGUGACAGUGGGAUUGCAGAAACACCAGAAACAGAUGACUCUUCUCAGAGCCUCAGCACAGCCUUGAGGUGCCGGCGUAAACCUUGUGAAUUGGACUUCGAGAUGACAAAACUCAUCAGCAAUGGUGCCUACGGAGCUGUUUAUCUGGUUCGGCACAAGGAGACGAAGCAGCGGUUUGCCAUGAAAAAGAUCAACAAGCAGAACCUGAUGUUGAGGAAUCAGAUACAGCAGGCCUUUGUGGAGAGAGACAUCCUUACCUUUGCUGAAAACCCUUUUGUGGUGUCCAUGUACUGCUCCUUUGAGACGCGGCGGCACCUGUGUAUGGUCAUGGAGUAUGUUGAAGGUGGAGACUGUGCCACCCUUUUGAAAAACAUGGGCCCCCUGCCUGUGGAUAUGGCCAGGAUGUACUUUGCAGAGACAGUGCUGGCUCUGGAAUAUCUCCACAACUAUGGCAUUGUCCACAGGGACCUCAAACCAGACAAUUUGCUGGUUACAUCUAUGGGACACAUUAAGCUGACAGAUUUUGGGUUAUCCAAAGUUGGGCUGAUGAACAUGACCACUAACCUGUACGAGGGACAUAUAGAGAAAGAUGCCAGGGAGUUCUCUGAUAAGCAGGUAUGUGGAACCCCAGAGUAUAUUGCACCAGAGGUCAUUCUGAGACAAGGCUAUGGAAAGCCGGUGGACUGGUGGGCAAUGGGCAUCAUCCUCUACGAGUUCCUUGUGGGCUGUGUGCCUUUUUUUGGAGACACACCAGAGGAGCUGUUCGGACAAGUUAUCAGUGACGAGAUCAACUGGCCUGAGGGAGAAGACGCCCCACCUCUUGACUCUCAGGAGCUCAUCACCUUGCUCCUUCGACAGAAUCCUCUGGAAAGGAUGGGCACAGGUGGAGCUGCUGAAGUGAAGCAGCAUCCAUUUUUCCACAACCUGGACUGGAACGGUCUGCUGAGACAGAAGGCUGAGUUUAUUCCACAGCUGGAGUCAGAAGAUGACACCAGCUACUUUGACACUCGCUCCGAGAGAUACCAUCACCUGGAGACAGAGGAAGACGAUACGAAUGAUGAAGACUUCAAUGUGGAGCUGCGGCAGUUCUCCUCUUGUUCUCACAGAUUCUCAAAGGUUUACAGCAGCCUGGAUUUGUCCCGUGGGCACCUGGAGGAGAAGGGAGAGACGGAGGGGAAGAAGAGCGAGAGCCCACUGACUGUUGACUCUCUCAGCUGGACGCCAGACUUUGCUGAAAUGCCGUCGCUGUCCCAUUCGACAGACACAGACAGCGUGAAUCAGGGCCCUCGCCCCAACUUGUUACCAAAGUUUGCCAUCUCAGCAGAGAGCGAAGGAGACGAGACCUCAGGCCUCGGUGACCCGAGCAAGACCUCCUUCUCCACGGGAGAGCUCCCACAGGAUGAGCCUGACGCUACUACUCCAGGGAGCACCCACAGUGGAGCCACGCUCUCUGGAAGUUUCUCAGAACAUCUGGACCAGUUGACACCUCGAGGUGAAGGGGUUGAGAGCCCCGACAGUACCAGCCACACCUCCGCAGACCAGGGGGCUCAGACCAACUCUCUGCGUCCUGAGAGCGCUGCAGAGAAGACUGGAGCUGUAGCAAAAGUCCCAAAGUCUGUCUCAACUGGCGCCCUGUCCCUCAUGAUCCCUGGGGAUGUCUUCGGGGUGUCUCCGCUGGCCAGCCCCCUGUCUCCUUACUCCCUCUCCUCAGACCCUUCCUCAAGAGACUCCUCUCCUAGCCGAGACUCAUCUCUCUGUACUACCAACCCACGACAGCCUGUCGUCAUCCACAGCUCAGGGAAGAAGUUCGGCUUCACACUGAGGGCAAUCAGGGUGUACUCUUGUGAUGGUGACAUCUACACUGUCUACCAUAUGGUCUGGAAUGUAGAAGAUGGUGGGCCAGCACAUAAAGCAGGACUCAAAGCUGGAGACCUCAUUACUCAUGUGAACGGGGAACCAGUUCACGGUCUUGUCCACACUGAAGUGGUGGAGCUCCUGCUCAAGAGUGGCAGCAAAGUGGCCAUCUCAACAACGCCUUUUGAAAAUACUUCCAUAAAAACUGGUCCAGCCAGGAGGAACAGCUACAGGAGCAAGAUGGUGAGAUGUGCCAAAAAGCCCAAGAAGGAGAAGACACCAGAAAGGCGACGCUCCCUUUUCAGGCGUUUUGCCAUGCAGCCCUCUCCUCUCCUGCACACGAGCCGCAGUUUCUCCUCCCUCAACCACUCUCUGUCAUCUGGUGAGAGUCUCCCUGGCUCCCCCACCCACAGUCUCUCCCCUCGUUCCCCCACUGCUGCCUUCCGCCCCACACCAGACUUCACCCAGUCAGGUGGCAACUCCUCCCAGAGUAGCUCUCCCAGCUCCAGCGCUCCAAACUCCCCCGCAGGCUCCGGCCACAUUCGUCCUAGUACCCUCCACGGCCUCGGCCCCAAACUACCAGGUCAAAGGCUGCGUCAGGGGCGCCGCAAGUCUGCCGGCAGCAUUCCCCUCUCUCCUUUGGCUCGUACACCUUCACCUACACCCCAGCCAACAUCACCUCAGCGCUCACCCUCUCCCCUUCUCAGUGGGCAUCCUGUUGCCAUUUCCAAGACAACCCAAGCCUUCCCCGCCAAGAUACAUUCUCCACCCACAAUUGUACGGCAUAUUGUGCGCCCGAAAAGUGCUGAGCCACCUCGCUCACCCCUCCUAAAACGUGUCCAGUCUGAGGAGAAGCUGUCCCCCUCUUACACUGGAGAUAAGAAGCACCUGUGUCCCAGGAAACACAGCCUGGAGGUGACCCAAGAGGAGGUGCAGGAUGAGGAGCUGAAGCCUGGGGAGCGGGAUUACACCAUCUUGCAGAGUGUGGAAGAAACAGCCUGUGAGCCGCUGGCAAUCACCCGUGUUCGACCUGUUGAGCAGGGCUGCUUAAAGAGGCCUGUCAGUCGCAAGAUGAGCCGGCAGGAGUCCGUUGAGGAGCUUGACAAGGAAAAGCUGAAGUCCAAGAUGGUUGCAAAAAGACAGGACUGGUCAGAGAGGAGGGAGUCUCUACAGAAGCAAGACGCCCUGCGUGAAUGUGACUCAUCCCCUUUGUGUGGGGAUGACAGGGAUGAAAGUUUUCUGGUUCGAGGCCAAAAUAAAACCCAGAACAGCCCAGACUCUGGCCCGCUGGAGGCCAAAGCUGUUAGCACAACCCUUAAAGACGUGCUGUAUAAGAAACUCACCACACGUGUCUCUGAGGGCCUCGCUGAAACACCUGGUGGCUGCAGUGAAAGUGAUGGAGGACUCAGAUCAGCUCUCUGCUCUAUUCACCCUGAGUGGCAGCACUCCAGACAGGGUAAAGAUAACGUGAAGCCAGACAGAUUGGACUUCAAAGCUCCCAACAUCGAGUUCACCAGGAAGAGGCUGUCGUUUGAAGAACGAGAAGACUGCAUGUGUCGGUUGUCCACCGGCAUCCACGAGAACCUCCACUUUGGCUCCACUAGGUCCAAAAGCCUCCAGCUGGACACGGCCAUGUCUCAUGACCACAUGAAGGCAGGACUGGGAAGUGUCCACUCCAGCCCCGAGGGACUGUCCCCCAAGCUUUUCUCUGGCAGAGGAGAGAGCGCUGUGGAAAAACUCCAGCUCAUUUCCUCCGCAGAGUCCCCACUUAGAAAGACGUCAUCUGAAUAUAAACUUGAAGGACGCCACGUCUCCUCUCUCAAACCUCUGGAGGGCACUCUGGAUAUUGGUCUGCUCUCAGGACCCAGAGUCUCCAAAACAGAAACCUGUUUAUCCAAGAUGGCAGAGAACACAAGCGACACUGUUUCUCUGAGUACUCCAAUUUGGCUCCAGACCCCUGCUGAGAGACAAAUAACCAUCCCCCAACUGAAAACUGCAGACAAGCUGAAGAGCCCCCUGACCUGUUCCCUGAGCCCAGAAGCUGUUUCCUCAUUAAAUAACAUGGUUGCAUCUAAAGAUCAGUUAAAUCAUACAGCCACAGAGGUGAAAAUCAGUUCAAGUGGUGAGAGAACACAGGACAGAUAUAGUGAAUCAUUAAAGGCUCAAAGCAGCAAAGUGGAGGUCUCGAGCUUUACUGUUAAACCAGAGAGCAGGACGGGGAUGAAGUCCAGUUCAUCACUGGCUCAUGAACACAGAGGCCCUCGACACAGCUCCCACUUCUCCUCCUGUGGAAAAACACCCUCCAUACGGGAAGUCAGCAAUGAAGAUCAGGAGGAUGAAGUGGAGCAGCAGGAAGUCACGCCACACACUACAUCACAAAGUACCGACAGCUCCAGGACAGUAGUCUCUUUGACUUCAGCAAAGCUGGAGGUAGACAUAAAAGCUGUGGAGAGUCUGCCUGCAGCUGCCAGCGGGCCAUUACCUGUGUCGCUGAAGCAGAGUGUAAACUGUGGUUUGGAUACAGGUCAGCGUCAGAGUUGUGAGAAAAAAGCAGCUCCUGCACAGAACUCAAACAUGACCUCUGCUACUGAGGUGAAUGUACAGAACAACUCUGCAUCUGUACGCCUUCCAGAGAAUGUGCUUUCAAAACAGCAGAACAUCUGCUCUUCAAAUACAGAAGCAGAGGUUUCUGUCACAACAUCAGCAUCUGGUCUUAUGCACAAAGAGAAAACCUGCAGUUUAAAAUCAGAGGGUCAGGACUGCUCACAAAGAUCUGUCAGUAAGGACAACGAACAAUCUAACAGAUCAGUUGUAAAAUCGGUGGCUGAUACAGGCAGCUCAGGCUCCAAGAAGGACGCAAACAUGUGUGUUGCAGUUGCAAAAGUGGAGCAGAAGAGAGGCGUUUCUCCAGUAAACAUGGUCACCUCUUUAAAUAAUGUUACACUGGGCUUAAAUAAAAAAGAUAACACUGUUGGUGCAAUAGAGAGUAGUAGCAUGUUGCCGCAGAAGAAAGAGGAUCUCAUUUCACCAAAGACAAAGAAUAAAGAUUCAGAGCAGCUAUUAAAAAACUCUCCAGCUGAAAAAGCACAAUGCAGAUCACCUGAUUCAGUAUACUGCACCUCUAAAAAAGAAGAAAGUGUUCUCUCUGUGACAGAAAAUGCUGCAAAACAGAAAUGUUCAGCUUCAGCAGCUGCAAAUGAAAGUGUUUCAGUUCCCAAAAGUAAGUCAAGGCCUGACCCGCAGCCUGUACCACACACUGCUGUGAAGACAGAGACAAAAACAUCUCCCAGUCCAGCUCCUUCUGUCUCAGCAGUCAAAGGCAGUCCAAAUUCAAAACAGAGAGAUCUGUCUAAAGAAUCUGCGCUCUCAACUUCAAACAUUCAAGUAACCCGCGACUCUAAACCGUCAUCUAAGCAGGAGGAAUCACUGCAGCUGACGCAUUCUCCAACUGUUGCUGAAGUGAAGCAAAGAGAAACCCAGCCUAAAAGUUCCGUAGCAACUUCAACUCAUAUAAUGAAAGAAAACACUGACGCAAAGCCAAAAUCUCUCCCUCCUAAAACUGUCACUUCAGCGCCAAUCCUAAAAAUCUCAGUAGCUCCAGCCCCAGCUAUUAAACCUGAUGCCAAACAUAAAGACUCCUCGCCCAAAAACCAAGCCCAAGUCAUUAAAAGUCAGCACGGCUCUAAACCAAAAGACGUUGCUUCACCUCUUACUCCACCUCAGCAUCAGCCGCCAUCAGACGCUCCCUCCCAUCCCGAUCCGCCACCGGUGCUGCCGAAACCUGCGGUGAAAAAAGAAGCUCUGAGCAGUGGAGCCGUCUCAGGCAGGACCUCCAGCUGUGCACUCCAGGAGAGUGUGGUCAAGGUAUCCAAGGAAGGCCCCAAGUCUGAAGCUGUCAAACCGGACAGUCACAAGGGCCCCGAUACCAGAACCACCACCCCUGACAAACAGCUGUCCUCUAGCAAGAAGGAGCAGGCUGACAGGAAGAAAAAAGAAACUGUUCAAGAGGUCACGUCUGCACAGAAAAACACUAAAAGAGACGCGUCCAGAGCUGCUGCCCCCGACAGAGACGCUGGCAGAAAACAGCAGAAGGAGUCGCCACGUAGCUCUAGUAACAAAAAGUAGAGGGAAAAGAAAAUAGGGGCCGACUUUACGCUUCAGAGAAUCUAGAUGUUAGAAAAUGGUUUGUGCAAACAUUAUCAUGCCUUUUUUUUUUGUUUUGUUUGAGGACCGGGCAAGCUGUUACAUGCUGAUAGAGAGGUAGGGGUAUGUGCGUGUGCGUGUGUGUGUGGGUGUGUGUGUGUGUGUUUAAUAAGAUGACAUGACAACAUAUGUAGAUGUCUCAAGGUCUGAACGUAGGCAGUCAUUUGCUGACAAUUUCUGGUGUUUUUACUUUGACGUCAAGUUGAAUGUUUGGGCAUUUUGUUUCUGCUUUGUGCAAUCAGUAUGUCAGGGGCUAACAGGGAGGAGCCUUACAAAGGUUUGUGAUGUACUGUAGAGUCAGUGCCAUAAAUGAUUUUUGAAUUGCACUCUGAACUUCUAGACUCGGAGGACCUGAAGUCUUUUAAUGCAGUAGACCACACAGCAGUCGUAUCACGAUUGUUUCUGUUCCGUAUAAUCCAAUUCUUUUUAUGUUGGGUUUUUGUGCAGUGGUACACAGAGGGAAUGCACUAUGUCCUGUGCUUUUCACCUAAAACUUAAAUAAACAAAUACAGAAUCAUCUCACGGUUCUAGAAAUUAUAAAUUAGUGAAGGGGCCUUAGAAUUAAGGGAAAAAACAACUUGCUGUUCUUAGCAAGCUGUGGUGUUUAUUCACAUUCCUCUGACAUCUGUACAUAUAUUUUUGAUUUUUAUGCAAUAUGGUGUAAAUAUGAUAACACUGUAAAACUGGGAUUCAUGGGCUCACAUGAUUGUCGUUUGUAUUAUAUGUAUAGAUUUCAUUUGUAUGCUCAAUAUUAAGAGUAUCCGCUUGAUAACUCUGUGGUCUGAAGUAAGCUACCGUGAUGUAUCUCAUCAAAGGCAUCCUCUUCUUUCAACAUGUUUUCACAUGUUCCAAAAUAAACUUGACGAGAGAGAGAGAGGAAGGCAUACAGGGGGUAUUUGGGCUAUUUCUAAAAAAUGUAGCAUUAUACAGCAAAACUGUGAGGGUUGCCAGCAUUUCCCAAGAAUGUCUUUAUUGUCGAUGGUGUGUUUGCUGGCUGACUGUGGUUUAAAGAGAGAUGACUGUGUAAAAUAUGAAAUACUGUGUUUGAUUAAUGAGAUGAGUCUGAUAUUCUGUUUGCCAGUAAUUACUGCAGUAGGUGUCGGAAGGCUUUGGGUAUCAUCUCUGGUUGUGUCCACGUCUGUGCAGCGUGAUAUUAAAGGGAAACACUGGUAUUUUUCAACCUGGCCCCUAUUUUCCAGUGUUUUUGUGUCUAUGUGGUUAAUAAGGAUGACUUUUUUUAAUUGCUCCAGUAUUGAGACAAAAAAGGCUGCAGUUUAAUCUCACGCAGGAAAUUGUGCACUGGCAGUUGACGUCCUCUAAACUCUUCGAAGAGUCUUACAACAUGGGAAGGACCCUACAGGGAAAUAAAACGCCUUUUCUUACCUUUUGGCAGUUUGUUAUCGUGAUCCAGUCUUACUGAAUUACAAGUCUCCUUCUGAAAGGUGACUUGUUGCAGGAAAAACAAUGUUGAAAACAUUAGUGAGAGUUUGAGAGGGGACUGCCUGGAAGAGUUGGCUGUAUUGGAGUACAGAAAGCAUGGCUUAGUGUUAGCUAAAACAUUUUAGGUGUCAUGGCUGAAUAUUAAGCUGAUUUCGACAAAGUGAAAAAGGCCACAGAAGGAGAUUUCCCCUUUAGCGAGACUUGUUUACAAACAGACUGGUACCACAGAAGGUAAGGAAAACACUUAAUGUUUCGAAAGGGAUUCUCUCUAUAAUGUUAUCAGACACUUCUAACAACAGUGUGAGCCUGUCAGUGGCAUAAACAAACACUUUUAGUGGAUGUACAUUUACGGUGCACAAUUGCCCUUUGGAAUUGAAUUGCAGCCUGUUUUACUGCUGUGGUUGCAGUCCUCUCACUCUAUACUGGACCAUUUUCAAAAAUUGUUGUUCCCAUUAGUCACUUAGACAGUAGAAAAAUUGGGUCCAGGUUCAAAAAUAGAGAGAACAGUGUUUCCCUUUAAGAUCACGUGAGUGAGAUAAGGUUCCAAGUACAGAGAGAGCUUCAGCGUCAGGGUUUUUUUUAAAAAAGGAUUUCGAUGUCAGGUUUCGGUCUCAGUGUCGUUCAAGUCCUGUGUGAGUGUUUCGAUGUUUCAAAGGACUCUUCAUAAUGAGCAGCAGCUGGCUUAAAGCUUCACUGGGUAAACAUUUUUAUAUGAGAAACCCUGAUUAUUUACAUAGUUCAUGUCAACAACAUACAUUUGAUGUUAAAUACUUGGUACUUAAAAUAUAAGCUGUCAUAUAUCCGCAUUCACUUUCUGCAAUUUACUCACUCACACACACAAACACGUGUUUCUAUACUGUAGAUGCCUUUAAAUUGCAAACCCUAAAUGAGAACCAGAGAGUAGCCUAGGACACUAAGUAUGUAAUGCAGUAUUUGCUCUGUUGUGCUGGCUAUGUAAAAACAAUAAUCUUGUCUAUUACAUACACUCUUAUGUUGACGAGUCAAAGGUGACAGAAUAUAGUUUAUCUAAACGGCAUACUGUAUCUAAGAAUGAAACUGAAACACAUGAGAUUGAUUGCAGAGAUUAUAAUGUUAAAAAGAAUCUGAUGUUUAUUUGCAUUAGAUAUCGUUAAUGUAUUGCUAAUGU